AUGGGGAGGGAGAAGGGACUACAAAGGUACCUUGGGAUCUAUCUGGCAAAGCUGAAGAAGGCGGCGCAGGCAGAAACCAGGGAGGAAAACAGCACCAUCAACAUGACAGCCAGCUGGUUACUUUCCGCCUGCAAGUACCCGAGGACUUUGUCUUUCGUCGGAGAACGUAACCCACCCUCCGGCCACGACGGCGGCGGCGGUGGCAGCGGCGGGGACACUUCCGCGACUCUCGCGGACGUGGAUCGUUUCCUGUUUGAUAACUUCAACUCACUCUACGACGCUCAGAACGAGGACGGCGACGAUGGGGGCGCGUCCAAAACCCUUGCUGAGGGAGUCCGAGCCAGCGCGACGUCCACUUCGUCGUCCUCCUUCACCGCCUCCGCUUCGUCCUCCACGGCGACUUUGACCCAGCCGCCGCCGAAGUCGUCUGAUGCCGCUCCCCUUGCCGGACAUAGCGUGGCUGUCAUGACCUUUUCCAAUGAUCCCUACGGAGACUUCCGGCGGUCGCUGGAGGAGAUGGUCGAUGCCCGCCACCAGGAGCGUCGAGAUCCUCUGGACUGGGACUUCAUGGAGGAGCUUCUCAUCUCCUACCUCGAGCUCAACGAUCGGACCGUCCACAAGCACAUCAUCCGCGCGUUUACCGACGUCGUCGUCUCCUUCCGGCGUCAUUACUGCGGCGGCGUUAAGAACGCGAAGAAAGCGGAAACCGGCGGUCGCCGCCGACGGAGGCGGGGUGCCGGAAGGGCCCUGACAUCGCCAUUAUCGACGGAGCCCACCGAGGGGAAUCCUGCCUCGCUCACAUGCAGCUAA
This is a messenger RNA of Spirodela intermedia, 810 nucleotides long. Lineage: Eukaryota; Viridiplantae; Streptophyta; Magnoliopsida; Alismatales; Araceae. The record is from the annotation of a GenBank genome assembly.